GUGAAUUGGUAAAACUUACUCGAUCCACUGAUAGGGUAAUUAUUACAUGGCUGAUGGCACUACUAAGGCGGGGCUUCACCCACCCUUUCUUUAUGAUGGCAAUUACGCAGGCUCGGAUACGUUGGCCCGCAGAAUAGUUUGGCCUGUGCUGAAUAAGGUUGCAACGUCUCGGGCUGCGGGUCCUCCAACAAAAAGAAACAAGAAGAGACAAGCCUGGGAUGCAGAAGUAUCUUCCCCAGAUAACAAAAUGAGCCAAUAUUGUUCUUCAAAAGUUUGAAGAUACUUUAGCACCACUAAUCAUGGUUCUCUCUCCUCCGCUUCCCUACAUAUAUCAGCAACCUUUUCUUUAAUCAAAUUAAUUGACUUCUAAGCCCCACAGUCUUAAACAAUGGGCAAGAAACCAGCGUAUACGAAUGGAAGGCAUCGUGAAAAGAAUAUUUGAGUUUAGCGGUAUCUUUCUUUUUAAUUAUUUUUUCCUAUUUAACUCCAAUUCGAAUAGCUCCAUGCUUUCAGCUCCAAAAGACAUGCAGACGCAUCCAAGAACGAGUUUAAUUCAUUUCCCGGACGCAAAACCAUUCCCCAUCUUACUUGUACCACUGAAACCCCAUGGAGCAGUAAGUCCAGAAGAGGGUGCUGGGAAUUACCAUUACCAAUCACCACCCCCAAAUGUUAAUUUCCUCCUCCACUCCACGUUCCAUUGGUUAUUUGAACUGACAAACUUCUCGACUAAUUAGCCCCUUUUGUCUUGUUGUUGUAUUUUAAUAUCAUGGAAUUAACCCUUGACCAAUUCCGCUGCAAAGCAAUGAAGCAUCCGCCCGCCAGUUUCAAUACAAAGCCCACCCUUCCCACGUCCUCGUACCUAUGUGAAACGCCAGCCCUCCCUUCCUCCAGUCCCUCACCACUGAUCACCAUGCCUCCCCUCUCCGAUGAGUCUCACCCUCACCACACCCUCCGCCUCCACCACCCUCGCCACUUCGACUUCGAGUCCAUCCGUGAGGUCCCAGACUCGCACGCAUGGCCCGACCUCCAUGACCACCCGUCCGUCGAGCCGUCCGGGCCCGACUCCGUGCCCGUGGUCGACCUCGACAGCCCCGACGCCGUUCUGCUCGUCGGCAGGGCUUGCCAGGAAUGGGGCGUGUUCCAGGUCACCGGCCAUGGCAUCCCUACGGACCUCCUAGACCGCCUCGAGUCCCAAAUCCGGCGACUCUUCUCCCUUCCCACCCACCAGAAGCUCAAGGCCGCUCGCUCUCCCGGUGACAUCGCAGGCUACGGGCUCGCCCCCAUCUCUUCUUUCUUCCCCAAACUCAUGUGGUCUGAGGGCUUCACCAUCGCUGGCUCCCCUUUCGAGCAUGCUCGCAAGCUCUUGCCCAAGGAAUACUGCGCUGAAUUCUGGGUAGCGCACGAUAAAAAGGUCCGAGUCCGAUCCACUUGCAUGUUUUCAUGGCAGCAACGUAAUAGAAGAAUACAACAAGGUGGCGAAGGAGCUGGCCGGAAGGUUGAUGCACCUGAUGCUUCUUUCCCUGGGCCUCACGGAGGAGGAUAUCAGUUGGGCCGGCCCCAUAAGAGACUCGGGAGACCUAUCCGCCGUGAUACAGCUCAACUCCUAUCCGGCCUGCCCCGAGCCAGACCGUGCCCUGGGCCUCGCCGCCCACACCGACUCCAGCCUCCUCACCGUGCUUUACCAGAGCGGCACGAGCGGGCUCCAAGUCCUACGGCCCGACCCGGCCAGGUGGGUCACGGUGCCUCCCCUUCCCGGCGUCCUCAUCGUCCACGUCGGCGACCUCUCUCACAUCCUCUCCAACGGCCACUUCCGAAGCGUCCUGCACCGGGCCAUCGUCAACCGGAGGCACCACCGUCUCUCCGCGGCGUACAUAUGCGGCCCCCCGGCCCAUGUCAAAGUGUCGCCCAUCGACAUGCUCCUCGGCCCAAGCCAGGGCCCGGCCUACCGGGCGGUGACAUGGCCGGAGUACCUGGCCCUCAAGGGGAAGCUCUUCAACAAGGCUCUCGCUUCGAUAAAACUUAGCAGAGAGCAAUGGGAGGAUCGCAGCAACUAACGAUAUCUACCGCCUUCUAAUACUGGUCGGUUUUGAUUUGAGGAUGAUCGCGUAUUCAUGUCCGGCCGGGAAGCAAAUGGCUAAGCCAUCAUAAUUCAUAAGACUAGGAGUGAGAGCAUUGAAAUUGUGGAAAGAGGACUUGAGAGUGAAUUAGUUCCUUGCUGUCAACUGUGUCAGCUUCGGAAGACGAUGUGGCCAGCGAGGCCAAGGAGGGAGCUAAGGAUCAAAUCAAGUCAGAUCAGAUGAGUGAGGACAAGGAGCGCGUGCAAACAAAACGUCACUGUUCGUAUACUGUCUUUGGCUCUUUGAGAAAAGGUGGGAAAGUUUAAAAGAAAGGUAAGAGAUUUGGAAGGAUUUCCAUUUCAAACUAUAGCGCUAGAGUACAGCGGAAGCGACGUGUGUGGCAUGGUCGCGCACACGUAAUGCGAUUCUCUUUUCGAUGAAAGGAGACAAAACUUUUCUUGAAAUGUAGGAUAUAUUUUCCUUUGGACUGAUGCACAAGAAAGAAACGUCCUGGAUUAAUAAAUUAGCAAACGUUUAAGGAAUGGGGUGGGCAUCGUGAGGAAGAAA
Molecule: messenger RNA, 2624 nt
Organism: Phoenix dactylifera (date palm)
Lineage: Eukaryota; Viridiplantae; Streptophyta; Magnoliopsida; Arecales; Arecaceae
Product: gibberellin 3-beta-dioxygenase 1-like
Source: RefSeq, a predicted model, not a curated record